Cheilinus undulatus (humphead wrasse) is the source of this 3825-nucleotide messenger RNA. It is a transcript of the gene zmat3, whose product is annotated as zinc finger, matrin-type 3. The transcript is spliced from 6 exons. The coding region runs from base 11 to 1504 and encodes 497 amino acids. Lineage: Eukaryota; Metazoa; Chordata; Actinopteri; Labriformes; Labridae. The record is from RefSeq and is a predicted model, not a curated record. Gene Ontology annotation, molecular function: zinc ion binding; nucleic acid binding.
UGUCAGUGCGAUGAUGGCGCUGCAGCUGAAGACCGGGGAUGCAGCGUACUACCAGAGUGCAGAAUACUGCAGAAAUUACACUUCACCGCCUGUCAGCUACGGUGACAGCAGCCAUUAUCUUGCCCGAUUGCCAGGCCCAGAGACCAUGUUAAAGCCUCCUCUGAGUCUCUUCAGCCAUCCCCAGCAGCCUUUCCAUCACAUGGACUCCCUGCACCAGCUGAGACCUCCACCAAUGGCGCCAACACAACCUCUGGGCCCACCUCCCAUGGCCCCUGCUCAGGCAAUUUGCCCCCCAACUAUGGUUCCCACUCAGACUCUAUGUCCCCCACCUAUAACUGCUGCUCCUCACACCUUAAGGCCUCCUCCUAUACCCCCACCACACAGCUUAGGACCCCCACCAAUGGCCCCAGCUCAGCCACUGGGGCCUCCACCCAUGGCACACACGUUGUUGCCCCCACCUGUAGAUCACUCCCAAGCAAUAGUGCCUCCAACCAUGGACCUCACACAACAGCUGGGGCCGCCUCCUAUCAAUCCUCCUCCAGCACUGGUGCCUCCUCCUGUGGUGGCUCCUGGAGGAGGACGAUUCCCCCUCCCUCCCAGCCCUCUGUCGUCCCCUCCUGCUCCAUGCCCAGACCCUUCACAGCUUCCCCCAAGGCCCCCAGGACAAGCUCCCAUCCCAGCCCCGGUGUCCUGCCCCAUCCCCGGUGGUCCUCUCCCAGGUCAGGCAGCCCCAGCUAGCGAGCAGCCCCAGGAUGAAGGCUCUCCACUGGGGACAGAGGAGCAGGAGGACUCACUGGGGCUGGGGGAACUGUGUAAACCUCUGUACUGUAAACUCUGCAACGUCACCCUCAACUCAGCCCAGCAGGCACAGGCGCACUACCAGGGGAAGAAUCACGGUAAAAAGCUUAGAAAUUUCUACGCUGGCAGUCAGCAGCCUCCAGCCAUCAGAAUCCCAGAUGCCCUCGAGGGAGCCGGCCAGACAGCACUCAGCUCAGGAUCCAGCGACAGUGACGCAAACAGACAGGCUCUCUACAAAGGGGCAACCCGGGUCAUCCUGGCCACAGAGAACGACUAUUGUAAGCUGUGUGACGCCUCCUUCAGUUCACCGGCAGUUGCACAGGCCCACUAUCAGGGCAAGAACCACGCCAAGAAACUACGGCUUGCUGAGGCCCAACAGAACUCCAACAGCAUGGAAGGAAAUUCUGAAACAGCCCCGAGAAGAAGCAGAAAAGAUGGCAGUGAGUACAGACUGGUGAAAAACCGCCGCAGCCCACAGCAGCCUGCUUCAAUGACAGGGCCGUACUACAACCCCAGGCCGAGGCAGCGCAUCCCCAGGGACCUGGCCAUGUGCGUCACUCCCAGCGGACAGUUCUACUGCUCCAUGUGCAACUGUGGAGCCGAGCAGGAGACGGACUUCAGGCAACACCUGGAGAGCAAGCAGCACAAAGCGAAAGUGUCGGAGCUGAGAUACCGCCAUGAGAUGGAGAACCUCGGCUACAGCUAAGAGACGUAAAACGAGGAAGGUGGGGGAUGAAAAUUCAGAGAUAAUAGCGGGACAAGACCAAAGUGUUGGAAAGUCAUGACAGCCUCUUUUUUAGGGGGAUAUAUAAUAGGGGAUUAGCCCUAAUGGCCUCAAGAGCUUGUUGCAAUUCAUUCGAUAAAUGGAUCAAACACUUAAACCCUCAUAUUUGACAUAAUGCUCUGGUACCAUAUACAGCUAUAAUUGGAUUUUCAGGAUUGAUUUGAUUUGGGUACUCAUGAAAUUCAUUCUGUAUAUUGAACAAGGCUGCUUCUUGUCUGCACUUGACAAAGCUGUGGACUUGUGACAUACAAGUCUCAAGCACCUUUUUUGUUUUUACAGUUUUUAAACUUUUUAAAUCACUUAAUAUAUAUCCAGUGGUUCACGUAAGAUGCAAGUUGGCUCUGUAAAUGAAUUGCACAUAAAUCUUGAUGUUGUUGAGGCUAAGGGUGAAGGACUAUAGGUGCACAACAAAACAAGAAGAAGAGGUAGGAAUGCUUCAAAAGACAAGACCUAGCAGAGGGGUUUAAGCAUUUACAGACAGUGUAAACUGUAGAAAACAGAAAGAUACUUCUUGUUGAAGUAAAAGGCACAGAGAAGCAAAAACUCGAGGUCAGAAACAGAUCUGAUCCUUGGGGAAACAAUCAUCACUGAGGAAGAAAGCCUUGUUUUUCAAUUCUAGUGUAAGAUUUAUCCCUGCAGGUACUUUUUAUAAGCCCUACAGCUGGGACUUAUUGUCAAAGUCGUGACAAAGAGCAAAAUUAAACUUUCUUUUCCUCUUAAAGGAAAGAAAACUUAAAGCACUGUUAGUUAAUAUAAAACAAAGCACAAACUGUCAUCUAAUACAAAGUGUUACAUGAAUCUAAGCCAAACUGUAAGUGGACCUUUGUUCUGUUACAGGCUCAAGCCUGCACCCCUGCUAGCCUUGUGUGUGCCUUUAGUGAAAAUUAGGCUAAAGAGUUAGCUUUGGCUAGCCAUUUUUGGAUUAUAGUUAUAAACAAAAUCAACAGUAUUGAUGGGUUUUUCUAUACUCUGUCAUCUUUCUUCUUGUAUUAAACCCUCAUAAAUAUUAAUGUAAAUAUCUUAAAAUAACAUUAUAGAUGUAAAUUUGCUAUAUUAGACACAGACAUGAUUAACUCUUUAAUGUUGGCCUAGCAUAUAUUGUAAAUACUCAUAAUCUAUUUAAUAACUAUAAGGAAUCUUGUACAAAGUGUGCACUGACUGAAUGUCUGCCUAUAAGCUCUGUAUGUAUGUGUGUCGAUUUCACUGCUAACACAUUCUGGGUGAACGUUUUGUUCAUUUGUGAAGUAACUCUGGUACCAUCCGUCUGUAGUGAAAAGCUGCUAGUCUCAUCAUAUUUUCUUUAAAGCUGAGAUUUCUUCAGAGGAAGAAUAAAAGCUGAGUCUUUGUCUCAACACAAAAGUCAAACUGAAGUAGAAAUGUGCAGAAACCUGGAUGCAUGCAGCUGAAAGCAGUUACAUCUAAACUUCUAAUUAGUUUGCAAAUUGCAAAUGAACGUGAUACAGAGCUCCUGGAUGUUUUUGGUUGUAAGACAUAUCAUUAAAUCCCCCAAUCAGUCUUGAUUCCCUGAGGGGACAUAACCAGGUUUUACUGCAGUGAGGAACAGCUGCAGAGGAGUGUGAUGGAUUUUGUAAGGAUUUGCAAUCAGAUUUCUGUUGUUUUUUUAUUUCUUUUCACCCCAUAUAUGCUCCUGUUGUUGGUUUUUUUGUUAAGACAAGACCAUUCUGAAAGGAUCAGUUGAAAAUGAGGUGAUUUUCUGUUUGUUUACUGGUGUUUCUGUUCUAAGUAGUCAUGCUGAGGUGAAUAGAUUAUACAGUCACACUUUAACCAUCUAAAAGUGUGCACUGUGCCUUCAGUUACGGCUGUAACCUCUAUUUUUUUUUCAAAGAAAGCAUAAACAGCAUUAAAACGUCCACGUUUUCAAAUCACAGAAGGUGAGAUAUUUCUUUAACCUGAAACAUGUGUCAAAAAAUCAGGUAAGAACCUUUUUUGCAGCAGAGAUAUUUUUCACCUUCACAUCAUAAAAUCAUUUAAGUUUCAUUUUUUCAGAAAGGUUUACAAAAAUCUUUCCCCAUAUUUGUAUAGGUUUUUCUUAAUCAAGAUGAGAAUGCCAUAAAAUAAUCACUCCCUUCAAUACAACAAUUCAUACUGAAUUAGCAAUACAAGUCAAAAUAUUCACAAUUAGAUAUUUCUUCAAUGUUGUUUAGCCCUAUCUAAUAUUGUGUUGGUUAUUAUUAGGGGUGCACCGAUUUCUGGCCGAUCACUGAUCUUUAAAAAGCCUGACC